This is a messenger RNA of Cajanus cajan (pigeon pea), 1075 nucleotides long. RefSeq lists its product as uncharacterized. Lineage: Eukaryota; Viridiplantae; Streptophyta; Magnoliopsida; Fabales; Fabaceae. The record is from RefSeq and is a predicted model, not a curated record. Gene Ontology annotation, biological process: cytokinin biosynthetic process.
UAUCUUUGUUCUUCCCCAAUUAUAUAAAUAUUCAAGAAGAAAGCAAAGUGCAAACAAAGGCUAUAUAGGUAGCAACAUUAAGAGGUGCAGAGAUGUGGAUGACACAGCAGGGUGGGGUAGUUAUCGUAAGAUCUUAAUAAAACUGGAGUUGUAUUUAGCAGUUUUUCAGAAGCGAAGGGUUAAAAGGGCGUGUUUGUUUCUCAUGAAGCGACAAAAUAUUUAAAGGAGUUAAAAGCUAAAUCAGAGAAAUAAUGAUGAUCGCAUCUUCUCUUAUGAAACCCCAAUGAGCAAGUGAACAACCCCUUGUCCUUUCAAAUUCAAGGAACUGUGGUAUAUAUAUUUAUGCUUUUUGUUUCAUUUUCAUUGACAGCUUCUAGCUGUCUCUGCUGCUGCUGGGAUGGAGCCACCUCAUGUGAUGUUGGGAAGUAGUGAAGAGGAAUGUCACAGCAAUGAAUCUGGAUGGACCAUGUACAUUGGUUCCCCCAGAGACGAGGAUGAUGCACAUUGUGGUGAUGAGGAGAAUGAUCGUAGCAUGGAUUAUGAUUAUGAAGGUGCACAAGCUGACCCAGAUGCUGAAAGUGACGAUUCUAUGGCUUCUGAUGCUUCUUCUGGCCCAAGUCAUUAUGGAACAAUUAAUCCAUUGGGGAAUGGCUUCACAAAUUUUGAGCCAAAGGAGGAAGUGGAGUCAGAUCACAAAGCAAGUAAAUCAAAGGUGGAGGAGGAAAGGGUAGUGGAAAAGAAUGAAACGCUGUUCAUCAAUAGCCAAGGUAAGGCUCCUCAUCAAGUUCAGAAUGGUAGCAAAGUCAAGGUGAAUAAAAACCAUAGGGUGGGAAACAGGAAAUAAUAUGUAAUAUUUGAAGGAUUUUAUAUGGCAGCAGGUUUAGCUUGUUUUCUUAAUAGGUUUUAGUAUUUGUUGUUACAAAUUAAUUACCAUGUAUUGUGUACUGUGUUUCGUUUCAGAGACAUAUAUAAUGUUAAAAUUUGAAUCAAGAAAAUGUCAAGGCCCCACGUUAAUUAAUUAGCUGCAGCAUGCAUAGAUUAGUGGCAUUUAUGCAAAUCUGGUUAAUUUCUAAAC